Rhineura floridana is the source of this 1446-nucleotide messenger RNA. Its product is annotated as speriolin-like. Bases 60 to 803 code for a protein of 247 amino acids. The record is from RefSeq and is a predicted model, not a curated record. The transcript has 4 exons. NCBI's taxonomy places the organism in Eukaryota, Metazoa, Chordata, Lepidosauria, Squamata, Rhineuridae.
AGAGCGAUGAAGCAAGAGAGGAGAAGGCUCGAGUGCAGAUGGAGGCGUACUCCUGACGGAUGCAAUUAUGCCUUGAUCCAAUAAUAAACGAUGCCUUCUUAGACAGCCUCGGCUGGGAACAAGCCAACUUCAUACCCAACACCAACUUCAAGGUGACCGUCCGCCGGCGCCUUCCGACGGACCCUUACUCUCAAAUCCUGCAGCAGCAGCAGCAGCAGCAGCGGCCUCUUCCUCCUCCUCCUCUUCCAGCAGGUGGAGCACUGUUGAGGAGACCCCCGCUCCCUCCCCGGCUGGCCCCGCAACAACCCCCCAGCCCGACGGAGAGAAUAACAGAUCCCAAGCUGGUAACCAUGGAGCGCAUCGUGGGCGAGAUUGCCUUCCAGCUGGAUCGCAGGAUCCUCUCCAGCAUCUUCCCUGAUCGGGUCCGCCUCUACGGUUACACCAUCAGCAACAUCCCUGAGAAAAUCCUGCAGGGGGCGAGUGAUCCUCUGUCUCCACUGUCACAAGAGCAGCGCACGUCCAUGACGGACCGUUACAACAGCAUCAUGAAUCUGCUGAAGCCCAAAGGCUACGACCCAAACGUCCAUUCCAAGUUCACAGAGCACAUUGUCAACACUUUUGGCAUCCUCCGGGAGCGUCCAGAUGUGUCGGGCCCUGAGGGGGACUCCUACAACAACCCCAGUUACCUGCGGCAGGCCAUCGAGGAAGUUGCCCCCCCGGAUAAGGUGUCGGACUGCUUGAUCCUACUAGACUGCCUCUGUUAUAUGGCGGCCAUGGAUGGAAAGCCUUUGUUCAUCUGGUGACACACCCCCUCCUGGUGUCAUCCCACUGCAACAACCACAAUAAACCAUCUGAAAAUGCCUGGCCAAUGUGUCUUGUGCUACAUUAACCCUCAUAAUUGGCCCCCAGUUAAUGAGAGCCCCCUUGCUACUGUUCCAUUAUUCAGGACAAAACCAGUCAAAAGGUCCCUUGUGGUCCUCAAUAAAAUGAAACUUAAGAGAUCCAGAACAAAGCCCCAGUCUAAAACCCCCCAGUUGCCCUGAGCCCAAACCCAGAACAACCCUCCAAAAGAAAAUGGCAGCUGGUCCAAAAAUAUGUAGUCCAGUCAUCAUCAGCUGGUGGGUGGCAGGAAGAAUGGGGGCCUCUAAGUCCAACAUAGUUGAGUCUGAUUUCAAAAGAGGAGACUUCCCCAAAAUGAGGGGUGGGUAAAGAGGAAGUGGAAAAGGAAAGUCAAAAGGGUCAAAUCACUCCAGAAUGCCUGGAGUUUAUUCAAAACCACAAUAAUAGACGCUCAGCUAGAAUGUAUACCUCAGAAUAGGAAAGGUACCACCAAGGCCUGCAUGGAUAACGAACCGAGUCAAGGAAGUUAUUAGAGGCAAGGAGGUUUCCUUCGGAAAACGGAAGUCUUGUCCAAAUGAGUAGCACAAAAAGGAACACAAACUUUGG